Molecule: messenger RNA, 3312 nt
Organism: Cylas formicarius (sweet potato weevil)
Lineage: Eukaryota; Metazoa; Arthropoda; Insecta; Coleoptera; Brentidae
Product: serine/threonine-protein kinase 3-like
Exons: 1
Coding region: 346-1761 (471 amino acids)
Biological process (GO): intracellular signal transduction; protein phosphorylation; protein tetramerization
Cellular component (GO): cytoplasm
Molecular function (GO): protein serine/threonine kinase activity; ATP binding
Source: RefSeq, a predicted model, not a curated record
UACAGGGUGUCAUUAAAAUGUUGGUUAAAUUUUCUCGUUGCUCCAAGCGACUCGGGAAAUCUCGUUUUUUUUAUUGUGAAAGGAAAGUGAUCUCGUUUUUAAGAUUCCAAUAAAAAAAAAACAACCUUUUCAAAGCUGCUUAAGAUUGUUUCAACGACACCCCGUAUCCCGUCAGCGAAACCCCAAAAUGUGUUGGCUCAGUUCAUCUUUCUAGGUUAGUUUCGCGCGCGCGCGCCUCCCUCCUCACCCCUUCGUCGCCGCGCGUAAUAAUGACCCCCGGGGCCUUCCGCAUCGCGUAACUCCGCGCCCCUGCCCCCUCCCCGGGCGCCGCCCUACGCAGUCGCCAUGUCCGCCAACAGCAAGCUGAAAAUGUUGAGCGAGGAGAGCCUGACGCGUCAGCCGGAAGAGGUGUUCGACAUCAUCUGCAAACUCGGCGAGGGCGCGUACGGCAGCGUCUACAAGGCGUUGCACAAGGAGUCGGACAACGUGGUGGCGAUCAAACAGGUGCCGCUCGAUACCGACCUCCACGAGAUCAUCAAAGAGAUAUCGAUAAUGCAACAGUGCGACAGCCCUUACGUCGUCAGGUAUUACGGUAGCUAUUUCAAGAACACCGACCUGUGGAUCAUAAUGGAGUAUUGCGGAGCGGGUUCCGUAUCGGACAUCAUAAGACUAAGGAAGAAGACGCUGAGCGAGUGCGAGAUUGCGACGAUACUGUCGGACGCGCUCAAAGGUCUCGAAUACCUUCACGCCAAUAGGAAAAUACAUCGGGACAUCAAAGCGGGAAACAUCCUCCUCAAUACGGACGGACACGCGAAACUUGCCGAUUUCGGAGUCGCGGGACAACUGACGGAGACCAUCUCCAAGCGGAACACGGUGAUCGGGUCGCCAUUUUGGAUGGCGCCCGAGAUAAUCCUCGAGAUCGGCUACGACUGCGUCGCCGACAUCUGGAGUAUCGGAAUCACGGCUUUGGAAAUGGCCGAAGGCAAACCGCCCUACGCGGACAUCCACCCGAUGCGAGCGGUGUUCAUGAUCCCGACGAAACCGCCACCGUCAUUCAGGGACCCGGACCGCUGGAGCGCCGAGUUCAUCGAUUUCGUUAGUCUGUGCCUGGUGAAGAACCCAUGCGACCGCGCUUCGGCCACCGAUCUGAUCCGCCACGUCUUCCUCCUAAAGUCGGGCGGCGCCCAAGCCUUGACCCUGAUGAUUUCCGAGGCGUGCGAGAUCAGAAAGAACCAGAGCUACGGCAGGAUGUCGGUCUGCAGGACGCAGCGGCCCGACGACGCCACCCUCGUGCCAAACAAACCUCCCAGCCAGACCGGCACGAUGGUCACGAUCCAAUCGGAUCUGGGCACCAUGGUCGUGAUAAAUAGCGACGACGAGGACGGCGAGAAGACGAUGAAGUCGGAGGAAACCAAGAAGUACAAGCCUUUGUUCUUGGAACACUUCGACCAGGAGGAGGCUAGGCAGGAGAACGCGUCGGGGUCGAGUCGCGGCGCCUACGGGGAAGAUCGGAAAGCCGACGACGACGACGCGAGGGACGUGUCGGAGUCGCUCGACGCGAAACUGCAGAGGAUCAAGCCCGUAGACACGGACUUUAGUUUCCUGAAGGAGCUGUCCUACGACGAGCUGAAGGAACGGUUCGACCUGCUGGACGCCGCGAUGGAGAAGGAGAUCGAGGAGCUGCAGACGCAUUACGUGCGCAAGAGGCAGCCGCUGGAGAACGCGAUACAUAAUAAGAGGGAGAGGAAUCGGAACUUUUGAGGGGGCUCCGGGGUAGUUUUUAUCUGGUGGUGGAUCGUUAUUUAAGAGGAGAUGUUGCAUGUGAUGAAGGGCCAUAAUAGAGUGUUCUCUUUAAGGAUUAUCUUUAUAUAUUAUUUAAAAUGUGUGAUACUUGAAGCUAAAAUAUCAUUUGUCCAUUUUUUAUUUUAAGAAAUCUAAAUGUUUGAAAAAAACAAAUCGAAGACAGAACUUGCCAUUUUAUUCAAUAACAUUCAAGAAGAAGCUAUUGUAUUCAAAAGUAUACAUUAGAGUUAGAGCAAUUACUAGAAGGAGGACACGUAGCCAAUUCACCACAUAGCAAAGUCACAGAAAACGAUGAAUUUUCCAUUGAAACGUUAAUAGUAUAUUAUGCAACAAGUGGGGUAAACGACAUUUGACUCACGAGUUCAUUAAAACAAAAGUAUUGUUUUGAAAAGGAAACUUCAAAUUAUAAUGACAUAGAUAAUAAAAUAAGCAUGACAAUAGUAUAUUAUGCAACAAGUGCGGUAAACGGCAUUUGACUCACGAGUUUAUUAUUAAUAAACGAGUGAUUUAAAAAGUUUACCGGACGUGUUGCAUACGAUACUUUUUUUUAGUUUUUGGUUACAUUUUCGCAAAACAACACGAAUACAUUCACUGACAGGACCGUCAGAAUUGACAAACGUCAAAAUUCAAGGCGUGGGUAAUAUCUCCGAAAACAUCCGAUUGCUCCCAAAUCCGUGCGGUAAAAUCCCGGAAAUGUCCGAAGUGGCUCGGAUCCGGGGGAAACGAAACUGACGCGGUAAAGUGACGCUUCUCGCUUGUGUAAUUUGGUAUUUUAUAGAAGGAAGUAGAAAAACAAUUUUGUAUGAUGAUUUAUUAUGCAACCAAAAUGAAGAUAAAGAUGGAAGUUUUGAUAAAGCUCGAAAGAAAGCAAGGGAAAAUUUAGAAAAUCAAGUUAUGUGUAAUCUUUCGAAAGAAAAAAGCAAGGGGAAAUUUAGAAAAUCAAGUUAUGUGUAAUCUUUCGAAAGAAAAAUUUCCUGCUGCUGUGAUUGGCGACAAUGUUAGAGUUUCCAUUCCGGACGUUGGCCGUAGUAAAACGGAUCCAAAAAACUUGAUAUGCUUUGUUUUGUCUAAAGAUGACGAUAAAAUUUAUAUAAAUUAGGAACUAAACAGGGAGUUUUUAAAGCAAUCUUAUUUUAGCCAUGAAUUCGCCAUUUGCGAAGGGAAGUUUAUCAUAUCAUACGAAUAUGUUGAGAGAUCGUUAAGUGAAAUUAUUAUGCAGUCCUCCACUGGUGGACAAGGUUUUAAAAGAUGCAUCUGUAAAAGAAUAUGUCCAAAAAAAAAAAAUGCAUUUAUAAAAAUGCUGGAAUAUUAUCUACUUCCAAGUGCCAAAAUAGCAAUCCUUGUCCCAAUAAAUAAAGCUUUUUUCAUUAUGAAAUUUCUGUAUGUUUCUUUAUAGUCUUAUAAAAUUUAACUGUUAUAAUAAAGAAAAGUAUGUUAUUAUUAUUUUUUGGAUUGCAUUGGUCCUGAAAAACUAGGACGAAAAUUUUAUUUAUGAAUAUUGGGAUCAUA